AUGGCCGCCUCUGCAGCUGCUGCAGUGCUUCCAGCGGCAGGCAGUGCAAUCGCCCGCGCUGGACUGGGAAAUCUGAACUCAGACAUCGCAAUCAGGCUGCCAAGACACUCAUCGAUAGUAAAUGGAGCAUUCCGAGGGCAACGAGUUAAGAGACGAGCAGCAGCGAGAAAUGUCCUGAGUUAUAGGACAAGGCCGACGAUUUGUUUGGGACGCCAUGAUCGUGACCAGGACAGUGAGAAUUCAAAGCCUUCUUUGGCUGACAUUUGUCGAUGCCUUCAGCACUGCUUUUUCGAGAUUUGUGUGGAGAACAGGGGCAGGCCUGCGGGCACGGCAUUGCAUGAAUUCGUGGGCGCUGCAGUGGCUGCUUACCUAGCUGGCCACACCCGCGAUAGGCUUUCUCUCCAGCUCGCUUAUGGAGACAACGGGAUGGAAGAGUCGAAGCUGGAAACGGAGGGUUUCAGACUCACAGCGUCCGAAGAGCAAUAUCGGUCACAGUGGUUGGACACGAUAUAUACUACUUUGCAAUUUCUCAAGGUGGUGGACAAUCAAGCCUCCAGAUCUUCACCUGUGACAGCCCAAACGGAUUCUCACUUAUUCAGCAUAGUUAGACGAGUUGUCGAGGGACAGCAAUCAGGUGAUGAGCAAAGCUUUGUGAAAUUUGAUCGAGGAUUAGCCACGAAAGGGGCAUCGGGCGGAGCAAUUGCACAGAGAGAGGCUGUGGCUCCUCAAUUCAUCCCUCUGACACAACUCGUCCUACUCACAAUGAAGGUUGUGAAUGAGGACAUCAGCGUGUAG
Molecule: messenger RNA, 795 nt
Organism: Marchantia polymorpha subsp. ruderalis
Lineage: Eukaryota; Viridiplantae; Streptophyta; Marchantiopsida; Marchantiales; Marchantiaceae
Source: the annotation of a GenBank genome assembly